Bradysia coprophila is the source of this 1146-nucleotide messenger RNA. It is a transcript of the gene Nacalpha, whose product is annotated as nascent polypeptide associated complex protein alpha subunit. The record is from RefSeq and is a predicted model, not a curated record. Lineage: Eukaryota; Metazoa; Arthropoda; Insecta; Diptera; Sciaridae. Gene Ontology annotation, cellular component: nascent polypeptide-associated complex.
ACUUUUUAUGGUAUACUUCUGUGUUCUAUCUGCAUUUUUUUUCGAUAACAACUGCGUCUCGAAUAAUCGUUUAGUGGCAGUCCGAUAAACCGGCCUGAGCAACAUUACGGCUAAAUAGUUAAUGUGCAAGUGAAAUUUUUCAUAACAAUACGCAGAUCGAUAUUUGCUUUAAGUUCACACCAAAAAGAAGAAAAAUCAGACAAAAUGCCUGAAUUAGCAGAAACUCAAUUGGAAAGCCCGCCACCAGCUGCAGAGCCGGUUGCUCGCAUCGAAGAUGAUGAAGAUGAAGACUCUGAUGACACAAUUCCAGAGCUUGAAGAUGCUGGAAAUGCCACAACUCAAUUGGGCGGCGGUGCCACCGGUCUACCAGUUGACAUGGUAUCCAAAGCAAAGCAAUCGCGCGGUGAAAAGAAGGCCCGAAAGAUUAUGUCAAAAUUAGGACUGAAACCCGUACAAGGCGUCAAUCGGGUGACCAUUCGCAAAUCGAAAAACAUUCUGUUUGUGAUCAACAAUCCAGAUGUCUACAAAAAUCCGCACAGCGAUACGUACAUCAUCUUCGGUGAGGCGAAAAUCGAAGAUCUAUCGCAACAAGCACAAUUGGCUGCCGCCGAGAAAUUCAAAGGACCCGAACCAUCGGCCGGUGCGAUUGAUGCGUCCGGUGCGAAUGCAACAGUGGCGCCAAUUGCUGAAGAGGACGAAGAGGAGGUGGACGAAACGGGCGUGGAUGAAAAGGAUAUUGAACUGGUCAUGUCGCAGGCGAAUGUGCCGCGAACUAGGGCAAUACGUGCGCUGAAAAACAAUAGCAACGAUAUUGUUAAUGCAAUUAUGGAGUUAACGAUGUAGAAUUUCCAACUGUGAAGUUUAGACGAUCGGUUGAGAGACAAAAAUAAACAAGAAAUAUUAAGUUCUCGUAUAAUUCAUUCACUCCUGUAAUAACCUAACCAACCACUUCAGCGCUUUUCUUCUUUUUUUCUAUCAAUGCAUCGGAUUUGGUAUGGAUUUCAUUUUGCAUUUUGUUUUUAUAUUUCAUACGAUCAAAAUGUUAGUUUUGAAGUGUAAUUUGAUUUAAUGUUACAUCGACAACACAAAAAUAAAGAGAAAAAAAAAAAUUGAAAUGGAAGGCAAUUUGCAUCCAUAUUGAAAGUU